Molecule: messenger RNA, 1251 nt
Organism: Phycodurus eques (leafy seadragon)
Lineage: Eukaryota; Metazoa; Chordata; Actinopteri; Syngnathiformes; Syngnathidae
Gene: hmgb1b
Product: high mobility group box 1b
Exons: 5
Coding region: 209-814 (201 amino acids)
Biological process (GO): regulation of transcription by RNA polymerase II
Cellular component (GO): nucleus
Molecular function (GO): DNA binding, bending
Source: RefSeq, a predicted model, not a curated record
CGUCAGUGGAAGUGGCCGCUUGCCCAAUUAGACACUCGCGGGGGGCUCGGCGGCAGCCAAUGUCCGCCGGCUGCACGGCUCCCGACAAUCAGGAUAAACACGCGAGCAUCAUCAUCAUCCUCCUCCUCAUCAUCAUCAUUGCGCACUCACAUCGUGCUUUUUGUCCCAUUGUCUGAGAGACGCCACGCACACUCGAGCAUAAGACAAAAUGGGGAAGGAUCCAAAGAAGCCCCGGGGCAAAAUGUCCUCCUACGCCUACUUUGUGCAAACAUGCCGAGGGGAGCACAAGAAGAAGCAUCCCGACGCCAGCGUCAACUUCGCAGAGUUCUCCAAGAAAUGCUCCGAGCGAUGGAAGACAAUGUCCCAAAAGGAGAAGGGCAAAUUCGAAGACAUGGCCAAGCAGGACAAGGUGCGCUACGAUGCAGAGAUGAAGAACUACAUCCCUCCCAAGGGACAGAAGAUGAAGCGGAUCAAGGACCCAAACGCCCCGAAGAGACCACCGUCUGCGUUCUUCCUGUUCUGCGCCGACUUCCGCCCCAAGGUGAAAGGCGAGCACCCGGGCCUGUCCAUCGGCGACAUGGCCAAGAAGCUCGGCGAGAUGUGGAACAGCUCGUCCAUGGAGGACAAGCAGCCCUACGAGAAGAAGGCCGCUAAACUGAAGGAGAAGUACGACAAGGAUAUCGUGGCCUAUCGCACAAAGGGCAAAGUGGAUUCCAGCUCGGCGGCGGCGGCCGCAGCAGCGGACGAUGAUGAGGAUGAAGAUGAGGAAGAGGAGGGCGACGACGACGAAGAUGACGAUGAGGAUGAUGAGUAGGGAGGGAGGAAGAAAGUGGGGGAGGGACCUGAAUUUUGUCGAUGCCAUAUAACCAACCACAAUGUACUCAAGCCACCAUGUUGACGUCCAGAUGGAACAUGUGUAUAUUUAAUGUUUUUAUGAUGUACUGUACAGUGUUAAAAAAAAAAAAGAAAAGGAAAAAAAAAACCACCACAUAUCUUCCCUUUUGGGGACUUGUGCUUGUGUUUUCUCCCCUGCCAGCAGGACAGUACGAAGUCUCUAUAGGUGUUCUCUUGCUCGGAAAUGAGAUUUCCUCGUUUUUGAUUGUAUCGUAUUGUUUUUAUUUCGAAAAGUCUUCUUUUCCACGUGCCAUCCUCCUUGUAAUUUUUAUUUUAUAUGAAUACCACUCUAAUAUCAACAAAGUCCAGCUGUUGACAUUCAAGAAUGUCCUCACGUAAAAUAAAUGUUUUUCUGUU